This is a messenger RNA of Zychaea mexicana, 1431 nucleotides long. RefSeq lists its product as uncharacterized. The coding region runs from base 1 to 1431 and encodes 476 amino acids. The transcript has 2 exons. The record is from RefSeq and is a predicted model, not a curated record. Lineage: Eukaryota; Fungi; Mucoromycota; Mucoromycetes; Mucorales; Lichtheimiaceae.
AUGAAGCUAUUCUACUAUACAAUAUGCGCGCUACUACUAUCGCCCUUAUUAGCACCUGCGAUACCGCUGGAAGAAACUAGUACCGCCAAUCACACUGCUACUGCAAAUUCCAUUGAAAGCAUAUCAGCAUCAUAUCGGGCAUCCGACUUUUUAAUCGUGCCAACUGCCAGCGAACAAGACGAAGAGCUCCGUGCUGCUCGUGUAGUAGAAACAAACUUGGUAGCUGCACAGCCUCAUCAUCCAAAAUCACCAUCAACAAAACUAAUAGACGAUGAAGGAAAUCAACAGCAACAAUUACCAAAAUUCCCCGAUGAUGAUAUACAAAAUAAUGCAGCAGAAGAACCACAAGAGCAACAAGAACUCAACAAAAAUGUCAUUGCUGGCAUUGUUGGUGCUAGUGGUGCCGGUCUGGUAGCAGUUAUUGCCGUAGGUAUCCUUGUAUGGCAUACACAGCGACGAACCUCGACAACGGGAGGAGACGACAAAAAGUUGUGCGACAACGACACGCGUAAAGAUCCCAAGCUGACUUCACUACCACCAGGAGAACCAAUGAUUGUAAGCGCUACAUUUUUCGACGAUUGGGAUCAGCAUCAGCACGAUAUACAUCAAUCUAUUUCAAAGUUUCCUUCAUCGACAUACAGUGCAAUAUUCGCAGCGACAGCGCCCAACGGUUCCUCAGCUUUACAUGACGACACAGCAAACGAUGUAAUUACCCAGACGAAUAAUAAUUUGGGCGAGCAUGAAACGGCCUGGAGCUCGGAUACCGGUAGUAGCGACAGCAUGUCCAUCCGUAAUUUAUCCAGCUACAGUGUCGAAGACAGUUCAACGACGACAAACACCAGACAACAGCAACAAUUCAUUACUACAACACGACCAAACCCCAUAGCAUUAGUACCAAGCGUAAACAGUCAUCACCAGUCAACGACUGAUUCUAUAGCUGAGUCUACAAUUCGAUCUCGACCAUCAAGCACCUCGGAACGAGAGCAGCAGCAACAUCAACAAGAACCACAGAAACAAAUAAGUAUUCUUGACAAAGAUGAUAAAUACGCACUAUCCCUAGUCAAUCGGAAACUAUUACACUAUCCAGCACGAUCUCGAUAUGGUUUUGCAACAAGUUCAACGACCAUUCAAAGACCAGAAGAAAAAGCAUCAAUGAGCGAUACUGCGAUGACCUCAUCCUACAAUCUAGAACGCUUAUUCUAUCCUUCGUCGUCGUCGUCGGGUUAUACCCAUUCGUUUCCUCCUUUAACAUCAUCAGAUAAACAAGAAGAAGAAAUCAACAGUGAUGAGAAUAACGGACAAUUUGUAACGCCGUUUGAUCUCCCAGCUUCAACAUUCCUGACAUUACCAAAUUGUCCGUUCCCGCUAGUUAGUAGACAAUCCAUACUCAAUGAUCCGGAGAAGCGCCAAGGGGUCCACGAGAUACCAUAA